Harpia harpyja (harpy eagle) is the source of this 1926-nucleotide messenger RNA. It is a transcript of the gene PAQR6, whose product is annotated as progestin and adipoQ receptor family member 6. The record is from RefSeq and is a predicted model, not a curated record. NCBI's taxonomy places the organism in Eukaryota, Metazoa, Chordata, Aves, Accipitriformes, Accipitridae. Gene Ontology annotation, cellular component: membrane. Gene Ontology annotation, molecular function: signaling receptor activity.
CUUGCUUUUGCUUUCUGCACCUCUUUCCAUCGUGCUUGUGGGACCCUGUGGUGUAACCUGGUGGGUGUUUGCUGUAGGUCCCUGCGUGGACCUGGCACUUGGCUCCACCACCCGCCCCAGCUCUCCCAGCUGAAGAGCUCGUUGGCAUUUAAAGUCUGAUGUCCGGAGCCACUUUCCAAUAGUUCCUCCACCGAUGGAGGCACACGUGCCCAUCCAGCAGCACACUGGGGGCGAACCCCCCCCAUGCAUGGUGAGGGAUAUUGCAUCGGGGGGGGAAUUGGGGGGAUUUCGGCCAAAGCAGGCAGCAAGGCCAUGGCAGGACAGGCGGCGUGUCCAGCACAAAGCUCCCUUUGAGCCCCCACAGAGAAGCCCUGACUGCCCCUUCCACCAAUGAGCAGGAGCUGCCGGGGAAGGACAUUUUGGCAACUUUCCACAGCCCAGGAAUGCGGCCGGGAAGAAGGGCUGCGAGCGACAGUGGUGGGGCCGAGACCCCUGGCCCGUGGUGGCAAGGAGGGGGCUCCCAGCACGGCAUCGCCCACCACCCCAGCAGUGCUCCUCACUGGCUCCGCUCUCCUGCUCCAUGCAGGGUGGUGGGAAGUGUCUCCGGACACUUUCAGCCCCACUCCUGUCACCCAGUGGACUCUGUCCCAUCUCCGCAGGACAUGGGCUGUGGCCCAGCGCCCCGACGCCUCUAGCUCUGAGCACCUCGGCCCCGCCAUGCUGAUGGUAAAGCUGCCACAGAUCUUCAGGGUCCAUCAGGUGCCUCGGAUCUUCUGGGAGGAUGGGAUCAUGUCAGGGUACCGGCACCCCAAGAGCUCAGCCCUUGACUGUAUCCUCAGCUCCUUCCAGAUGACUAACGAGACAGUCAACAUCUGGACACACUUUCUACUGACCUGGUAUUUUGUGUGGUGCUUCCUGGUGCUCUCAUCCUCCCUGGACUUCUGCCAGGAGCCCUACCACUGGCCCCUGCUCAUCUACCUGCUGCUUGUCUGCCUCUACCCCUUUGCCUCCAGCUGCGCCCACACCUUCAGCUCCAUGUCAGUGCGCGCCCGCUAUAUCUGCUACUUCUGCGACUAUGGAGCCCUCAGCCUCUACAGCCUGGGCUGUGCAUUUGCCUAUGGUGCCUACACAAUGCCAGACCACUGGGUUAGUGGCGUUUUGCACCGUUACUUUGUCCCCGUGGCUGCUUUUAACUCCUUUGUCUGCACCAGCCUCUCUUGCUACUGCCGCUUCCCUGAGCUGGAGCAUCCCCGGCUGAGCAAGGUGCUGCGGACGGCAGCUCUCGUGUACCCCUUCCUCUACGACAACAUCCCGCUUUUCUGCCGGCUUCUCUUCUGCUUCUGGAGUAACUGCGCCUGGAAUGAGACUAUGGCCGGGUACUGCUACCACCUCCUCUUUGCACUGCUCACUGGCUUCCUAUUCGCAUCCCUGCCCGAGCGCCUGGCGCCCGGCCGCUUCGACUACAUCGGACACAGCCACCAGCUCUUCCACAUCUGCGCUGUGCUGGGCACCCACUUCCAGCUGGAGGCCAUCCUCUGUGAUGUGUGCUCACAUCGGGCCUGGCUGCAGGGCCACCUGCCUGCCCCCGGCCUCCCCGGCACCUUUGGCACUGCUGGACUGGCCUUUUUGGGCAAUGCUGCCAUCAUCGGCGCCUUCACCGCUGCCUUGCCCCGGGCAUCUGGCAGCUUUGUCAGCCCCAAGCAUCCCCACUGAGGCUGGGCGCUGUAGGGACUCAUGAUGCUGUGGGGUAAGUGGCUGGGCUGCAAGGGGCUGUGGGGACCCAGAUGUCCUGGCAUCCCCCGGAGCUCCCCCCACCCCCAAGUGUGGGGAGAAUAGGGUGAGGGGCUCAGACACCUGGGGCUCACUGUUGGAUAUCUUGGGGUGUCAUAAGAUGAAGUGUGUCCCCCCCUCACCCUGGUCCCUCUG